Messenger RNA from Frieseomelitta varia, 2440 nucleotides. It is a transcript of the gene Stt3A, whose product is annotated as dolichyl-diphosphooligosaccharide--protein glycosyltransferase subunit STT3A. Gene Ontology annotation, cellular component: membrane. Bases 295 to 2412 code for a protein of 705 amino acids. The record is from RefSeq and is a predicted model, not a curated record. Gene Ontology annotation, biological process: post-translational protein modification. Gene Ontology annotation, molecular function: dolichyl-diphosphooligosaccharide-protein glycotransferase activity. The transcript is spliced from 12 exons. NCBI's taxonomy places the organism in Eukaryota, Metazoa, Arthropoda, Insecta, Hymenoptera, Apidae.
CUAGCAGACCGACAUUGGUCUAUGCUUUUUUCUUUCGAGUAGCAAUGUUUUCUCAGUUAGCAAUUUAAAUGACACUGUUGUUUUGUUGAUUUCGUUGCAUUGCCAAGCUCGUAAGCUCGUAAGUUCACAUCACGGUUCACGCAACACACAUAAGACUACGUAAAUGUACGAUGCGGAACAAUCAGACACGUGAUAUAAGAUACACAUAUGUCGCCGGCCGGUAAUUUUGUGUAAAUUAUAUGAAACUGGUGCUUCAAUUACUUGAGAGAGCAGAAUUUCCAUAGCCCCGUCGAUAUGGCUGUGUUGAUGAAAACGAGAGGUCUGCGUAUGUCUGCACAGAAGCAGGAGACCCUUUUGAAGUUAACUGUGUUAUCUCUUGCAGCGAUUCUGUCUUUUGCAACAAGAUUGUUCUCUGUCUUGAGAUUCGAAAGUGUCAUCCACGAGUUUGAUCCAUAUUUUAAUUAUCGCACAACAAAGUACCUAGCAGAGAAUGGGUUUUAUAGUUUUCACAAUUGGUUCGACGAUCGUGUUUGGUACCCUCUUGGGAGGAUAAUUGGAGGGACGAUAUAUCCUGGAUUGAUGAUAACAUCAGCAGCGUUAUACCGCCUUUCAUGGUUACUAAACAUUACCUUAGAUAUACGUACUAUUUGCGUCUUCCUUGCUCCAUUGUUUUCUAGUUUGACGACAAUUAUUACUUAUUUACUUACCAAAGAGCUGAAGGAUUCUGCGUCGGGAUUGUUCGCCGCAGCUAUGAUAGCAAUUGUUCCUGGUUAUAUAUCACGAUCAGUGGCAGGAUCUUAUGAUAAUGAAGGCAUAGCUAUUUUUUGUAUGUUAUUUACAUAUUACAUGUGGAUCAAAGCAGUUAAAACUGGUGCAAUUUGUUGGGCAACCUGUGCUGCUCUUGCAUAUUUUUAUAUGGUGUCUUCUUGGGGCGGCUACGUAUUCCUGAUUAAUUUGAUUCCUUUGCAUGUGUUAACCUUAAUGGUGACUGGCAGAUUUUCUCAUAGAAUAUACAUUGCGUACAGUAUUCUGUACUGCUUAGGGACAAUUUUAUCCAUGCAAAUAUCCUUUGUUGGUUUCCAACCUGUGCAGAGCUCUGAACAUAUGCUUGCAUUGGGAGUUUUUGGACUUUGCCAAAUUCAUGCUCUGGUUGAUUAUCUGCGUAGUAAAAUGUCACAGGAUGACUUUGAAAUAUUGUUCCGUGGUCUUGUUAUUUCUAUAGUUACUAUUUCGUUUGUACUAGGUGUCAUUUUAACUAUUACAGGAAAAAUAUCUCCAUGGACUGGUCGUUUUUACUCUCUUUUGGACCCGUCCUAUGCGAAGAAUCACAUACCGAUAAUUGCGUCCGUUUCGGAGCAUCAGCCAACAUCGUGGAGUUCUUUUUACUUUGAUCUCCAAAUUUUAGUAUUCCUGUUUCCGUCGGGUUUAUACUUCUGUUUCUCAAAAUUGACAGAUUCGAAUAUUUUUCUCAUUUUGUAUGGUGUUACAAGUCUGUACUUUGCCGGUGUAAUGGUCCGAUUAAUGCUAGUUCUUGCUCCAGUAAUGUGUAUUCUGGGUGGUAUUGGAGCUUCCUCGUUACUUGUCACUUACAUGAAACAAGUGGAAAGAGGGAAAGUUACAGAUAAGAAGGCAAAGAAGUUUGAAAGUAAUUACAUACUCAGGAGCGAGAUAGCAACACUCUUUAUAACAGUAAUGUGUAUUCUCUUCUUUUCGUACACCAUUCACUGUACGUGGGUUACAGCAGAGGCUUACAGUUCGCCUAGUAUCGUGUUGUCGGCGCGUUCUCCAGACGGUAGUCGCAUGAUUUUUGACGAUUUUAGAGAAGCCUACUAUUGGUUGCGCAUGAACACACCAGAAAAUGCCAAAGUAAUGUCUUGGUGGGAUUAUGGAUACCAAAUAACGGCAAUGGCGAACCGUACGAUUUUAGUAGACAAUAAUACAUGGAACAAUACUCACAUAUCAAGGGUUGGUCAGGCAAUGGCAAGUUCUGAGGAAAAAGCUUACGAAAUAAUGAGAGAAUUAGAUGUUAAUUAUGUUCUGGUUAUUUUUGGAGGACUUACGGGCUAUUCGUCGGAUGACAUUAAUAAGUUCCUAUGGAUGGUGCGCAUCGGCGGAAGCACCGAAAAAGGAAAAUCCAUAACAGAAUGGGAUUACUACAACUCUGCGGGAGAAUUCCGAGUUGACAAAGAAGGUUCUCCGAUUUUGCUCAAUUGUCUUAUGUAUAAAAUGUGUUAUUACAGAUUUGGUCAAGUUUAUACGGAAGGAGGUAAACCUUCUGGAUACGAUAGAGUUAGAAAUAUGGAAAUUGGUAAUAAAGAUUUUGAACUAGACAUGUUAGAAGAAGCCUACACUACUGAACAUUGGCUUGUACGAAUUUAUAAAGUGAAAGAUUUAAGAAACAGGGGAAUUUAGAAAAAAAAAAAUAUAAACUAAUGACAAA